AGAUAAAGAAGAGAAAAAGAAGACAAAAAUAGAUUUCACACCGAAGGACCCCGUAAAGAGACCCCAAAAAGGACCCCAAAAAGAGACCCCAAAAAGAGACCCCACAUCGAGACACCCCAUAAAGACCCCACACCAAGGGACCCCAUAACGAAACCCCACACCGAGGGACCCACCCAAGAGACCCCACACCAAGGGACCCCAUAACAAAACCCCACACCAAGGGACCCCAUAAAGACCCCACACUGAGGGACCCCAAAACUUAGGGGACCCCAUCCAAACCCCCGAAAUGAGCGCAGAGGCCGCCAGCCCGUCCCCCGCGGCCCGAAAUGUACCCCAAGAAGCCGAAGCAUCACCUGGACCCCCUCCUCCCCACCCCCAGGAGCGACCCCACCAGCUCCCCCAGCAGGACCCCGCCCCGCCUCCCCAGCGAGCCAGGAGCCGUGGCACCAACCCCAGCCCAGGGAGCCACGCCACAGGAUCACCCGGGAGGCCUGAACCUAACGAUGAUGGGGCCGAGCCAGAGCAGCAGCGGCCCGCCCUCGGGUUGUGGCACGCCCGUCAGCGAGGUGGGCGUGGCCACGAACGUCAUCAUCCGGGAUGACGUCAACCUCUCCGCCCGCACGCCCGUGAAGCAAGAGGAGGAAGAGGAGCUGAAGCACGCCUACACGGCCGCCCACGCCCAUACCCAGGCCGCCGCCCACGCGAUCCACGUCGUGCCCAAGGCGGAAGUGAGGCAGGUGAGGGGGACACGGAUGUAA
Molecule: messenger RNA, 758 nt
Organism: Penaeus vannamei (Pacific white shrimp)
Lineage: Eukaryota; Metazoa; Arthropoda; Malacostraca; Decapoda; Penaeidae
Source: RefSeq, a predicted model, not a curated record